This is a messenger RNA of Pleuronectes platessa (European plaice), 8297 nucleotides long. Its product is annotated as solute carrier family 13 member 2. Gene Ontology annotation, biological process: monoatomic anion transmembrane transport. The transcript is spliced from 13 exons. Gene Ontology annotation, molecular function: transmembrane transporter activity. Lineage: Eukaryota; Metazoa; Chordata; Actinopteri; Pleuronectiformes; Pleuronectidae. The coding region runs from base 3624 to 5435 and encodes 603 amino acids. The record is from RefSeq and is a predicted model, not a curated record. Gene Ontology annotation, cellular component: membrane.
AAGCAGGUGGAGACCAAAGUGUGUGAGUGUAACCGUUCACAUACAGUAGUUUGAGGUUUGGCUGACACUUAAAUUCUAUAUGUGCCAGCAGAGUGUCUUGUACUGGGGUCACACUGACGUGUGAUUGUGACACUGGAUAUUUAUAUUAACACAAAUAAGAGACUAAAAUCACAACACUCACUCAGCAGCAGAAAUCAGUUGUUUACUGUUGCACCUAUCGUGAUGAUUAUCAGUCUCGACUAAUCAAAUAUCGAAUAGCCAUAUCGAUCAGCCCUGUAGCAGCCCUACGAGACGAUACGACGAUAAAUAGCCGUUAUCAGACGGCGGUGUGGGGUCUAUGGUGGGGUCACCUUCUGCAGAGGGUCGGGGGGCACGGAGCCGUUGGUGCACUCCGACCUCUUGGAGCCGUUGUAGCCGAGGUCCUCGCUGAGUCGGUCCCACAGAUACUGAGUGGACAGAGGCGCCUGCAGGGCCAAAGAGAACAUGGACAGGAACAGCACCGGCUCCACGGACACCGGCGGCAGCCGCGGCCAUGAGAACCGGGGUGGGGGGUCGCAGCUCCCGGCGGUGGUGGGUACGUCAGCUUCCUCCGCUUCGGAUGUAGAGUUGAGGACAUCAGCGGGAAGAAUGGCUGCGGUGUCCGACUCCUCCAUGUCGAGCUGCUGUAACUGUAAACAUGAACUGUGAACUUCUCGGACUCAGUCUCCCCUGAGGAUUCACGCACUAACCAACUAGUUAGUCAUUCUCUAACUUCUAACUAGAUAACCAUACUAAUGCUAGAAGGGUUAGCGCUGUCGGAGUUUGAGUUUAGUUUAAGCUAAAGGAGUUAUCAAGCAACUCCGCUCCAUGAAGGAAGUAAUACACUUUAAAGCGUGGACUUAGCGACACCAUCUGGACGAAGAGGUGAACUACACUUCAUUAAACACAAGCACUUGUUUAUGUCACUGGUUUAUUCUGGGUUAAGGCCCCAAAUGAUCAUAUAUGAAUAUAUAUAUUUUUUUUAAUUCCAGAAAACCCUCAUAUAUGUCCAUUGGAAUAAUUGGACAUAGCCUAAUUUUGACACUCUUUCUUCAUUAUGCGAAAAAGCCACAGAAGUGUCUCAUAGAUUUACCAGGAUCUGCACAACUUGAGGCUAAAAGUGUCGACACCCUGGCACAUCACAGAAACUGAGAUCAUGUCUGAUACUCAUGCAUACACACAUGUCAUUUCACCGAAGAAUAAAACUAAGAAGUAUUUUUGUCCAUAUCUUAAUUAUUUGAGUGUAUGGUCUGAACUUACUUUUGUGUUUUAGGUCACCUUAUAAAUCUAUUUGUUAUCCAAUUGCCUUCUUUCAUACCACAUACACAAAUCAAGAUUUAUGCAUUUGAAAAUUAUUAUUACUAUUUAAUUUGAUCACAAUACUAAUGGAUCAACUCAAACAUAUAUAGAAAACAUUGUAACAGAGCCAGAGUUCACCUAGAAGGCUUAUUAUUAACCUCUGUAGUUUCUCAUUUCUCUUCUGAAUCACAUGAUGGUAACUUGAGCAGCUGACAUGAACACACCCUUUCAGUUUCAGUUUAAUAAAAAUAAUUACAGAGCAGUGAUUAAAAUGAAAACACCCAGCAGUCACUUAGGAUGCUUGACAAAGAGUUUUGUUUUUUCAGUCAGUCACUGCAUUUAGACAGGAGUUUUGUGUGUCUGUACUUAUCCUUCAGUUAGAGACCAAUAGUUUUUUUUCUCUUAUAAAACAGAAUCAGCUUGUAAAAACAUUAACAUACAACUCUGUUCUCAUCAUAAGAAAUGUCUCUCGGCUUCAUUUCUAUAGAUGUGUGUUAACAAAAUGAACAGCUAAAUCAUUUUUUUGACACUUUAAGGGGCAAAAAGUUACAGACUCAGGUAAGUCAGUUUAAUUCUCUUGACUUCAUUUCCAUAUUUCUUUUAAAGGAAAUGAGAGGUGGCACUCCAAUUUCUUUUCUUGCAUAUGAACCCAAAAUAUACCAAUCAAUAAUUAAGAGAGUAAAUACUCAAUAUCAGCCAAAGAUCAAAAUGAUUGAUUGAUUUAACUAAAUUGUGUUAAUCGCAGUGUGUGGACUAGUUUCAUACUAGUUUUUUUUUUAAGGGUUGAUGGUGAAAUAUGCAAUAAACCAAUCAGAGAGCUAUCUCGCUUUCACAUUAAAAACGAGGUGAGUUUGGACAUUGGUUAUACGAUUGUAAGAUUGCUCUUAUAAGUUUUACAUGGUUGUAAGAGAGAACAUUUGGCAGAGGAAACAAAUGUGUGCAUGUUCACAUGUUGUUUAUCCAUCUACAGUAUAUAGGUGCAUAUUACUAUUUAGAACAUACACUCUUAAGAUAACAGUGGAACACUGCACCUCUAUUAGGUUGGUCAGUACCUUUCUGCUGCUUCAUGAUAUAAAUGCACUUGAUUCCACCUGACCAAUGAGAUCAGCACACCUCACCCAAAAAAUCCUUUGUAGGUCAAAACUUGAAUUACAAAUGUUAUAUGUUUUUCCCAGAAGAGAAUCUUUUCCUUGUGCAGUAACUGUCCGGGACUUUUGCCAGUGGAGCAAUUAAAUACAAACUCAAGGUUGUCUCAAGUGAUAAAAUGUCAAUCCCACAAUACUCUUUUCACCUUUAAACACAAACACACAUGCACACGCACAUAAACACACACACACAACACAACACAACACAGCAGGGGAACAAUCUGGUUUGUCUGCAUAUCAGCCACUGUGGGAGACACUUCAUUGGAACCACAUUGUUAUUCAUUAGUUACACCCACCUGAGUUAUGUACAACACUUGAACUCUGUUAUCUGAUGGAACUUUCUUUGUUUUACCUCUCCUGCUCCUCCUGCAAGACAUGCACAACAACACAAUCGUCACUUUGUAGUUCAUAUACAGGGGUCGAGGUUUUCUCUGCUUUAUCUUGAAAUAUCUGUACUUGAUUCAAUGAAUCUUGCUCACUUUGAUAAUUAUUGAUUAAGUCUGAUUAAAUCUGACCUUACUCUCCCAUAACUAUAAACUUAUUCUGAAAUGUUUAUACCAAUUUAUCUAUUUUCAUUUCUUUAUACUCUUUAUACUCUUUAAACGCUUUACCUCUUUUAUUUUGAUAUUCUUAAUUGCUUUCCUUUUACUUGGAAAUUGUUUUAAACUUUAAAUAGAGUCUCUGUCUCUGUCCAGCACCAUGAACUUACCACUGUGUAUGAAAUGUGCUUUAUAAAUCAAGCAGCCUAGCUGUUUUGUCCCAUUACUACAUAAAUUGUCUGCAGGUUUAAAAUCGCAUGAAUGUGUUUGACUGGAUGCACCAACCCCGUGAUAGGUCAUGAUAAUAAAAAUCAUUGUUUUGUUUUUAUUAAUCCUUUACAGCUGACACAGACGAAGCAGCUACCGCAUUUUACAGUUGAGAUCAAAGAGAUUAUCUUGAUUCUGUUGAUCAUUGGUCCAGGUUUCUUACGUUAUCUACCCAAUAAUAAACACAUGGAAACACACCCUCAAAUUGCAGGCCCCUCACUCUAAAGUUAAUCGUUAAUCUUUUCGAGUAUAUAAACCGACUUCAUAUGUAGUCUUCUACAUUGAACCGUGGGAUCACUAAUAUUUUUUCUCUCUUUGACUCAAUACCGUGGAUGUGCAUCACACCUCGUGGAUCAUGCCUGGAUUUCUAACAUGGCUGUGGCGAUGGAGGAAUUACAUCGUGAUCGUCCUGACGCCUCUUCUAAUUCUUCCUCUGCCACUCAUCAGUCCGACUCCAGAAGCAAAAUGUGGCUAUGCGAUAAUCCUCAUGGCGCUGUACUGGUGUACAGAGUGUAUCCCCCUGGCUGUGACCGCCCUGCUACCGGUCAUUCUGUUCCCCAUGAUGGGCAUCAUGGAGUCAGGAGAGGUUUGUAUCCAGUACCUACAAGACUCCAACAUGCUCUUUUUGGGGGGGCUGCUGGUGGCCAUCGCUGUCGAGAACUGGAACCUGCACAGGAGGAUCGCCCUUCAAGUCCUGCUCAUUGUAGGAGUGAAGCCUUCUCUUCUGAUGAUUGGUUUCAUGAGCACCACAGCCUUCCUGUCCAUGUGGAUCAGUAACACGGCCUCGACAGCCAUGAUGCUGCCCAUUGCAAACGCUGUGCUGCAGCAGCUGUCUGACACAGAGGCCAAUGCUGAAGCGAGGGAAUAUGCUCAUGGAAAGGAUAGGAGUCAGGACAAUCAGACAUUUGAGAUGAGCGAAGAAGGCCAUGACAAGGAGCUCAAACUAAAGGAAAACAAAAUCCACUUCGAUUCAGAGGAUGAUGAUGACACCAAAGACAAAAUGGAAAUCAAAGAAAACAAUGUCAAUUCAAAUGUUAAUGAGAGUCCAGAGGCCAAGGUGCGAAGACUGAAGAGGGAGGAGUGGUACAAGAAGAUGUCGAAAGGCAUGAGCCUCAGUGUGUGUUACGCCGCCAGCAUCGGAGGCACAGCCACCCUCACUGGAACCACGCCCAACGUCAUCUUGAAGGGCCAGAUGGAUAAACUCUUUCCAGGUAAUGGAGGUAUAAUCACCUUUGCGAGUUGGUUCGGCUUCUCGUUCCCCAACAUGUUGCUCAUGCUUGUUAUCUCUUGGUUUUGGCUGCAAUUUGUGUUUUUGGGUUUCAACUUCAAAAAGUCCUUUGGAUGCGGCAAACACAAAGCUGGUGACAGCGAAGCGUACCAGGUGAUCAAAGAUGAGUACAAAAAGCUGGGCCGAAUGAGCUUCGCUGAGGGCUGUGUGCUUUCUAUCUUCAUUCUGCUGGUUGUCAUGUGGUUUACGAGGGAGCCUGGGUUCAUCCCGGGCUGGGCCACUGUCCUGUUCAACAAAGAGAAGACGUACGUCACAGACGGCACUGUGGCCAUAUUAAUGUCUUCGCUCUUCUUCUGCAUCCCGUCCAAUCUGCCCAGAUGUUGGUCUAAUAAUGGAGCUCCGGCUGAAGCCCCCUCUCCGCUGCUAACAUGGAACGUUGUCCAUGAAAAGAUGCCGUGGAACAUCCUCUUACUUCUUGGCGGAGGUUUUGCGUUGGCCCAUGGAAGUGAGGUAUCUGGACUCUCUGAGUGGCUGGGAGAAAGUCUCGUUCCGCUGCAGAGCAUUCCUCCUUUCGCCAUCUCUAUCCUGCUGUGUCUGCUGGUGGCCAUGUUCACCGAAUGCUCCAGCAACACAGCCACCACUACACUCUUUCUGCCAAUACUGGCCUCCAUGGCAACUGCCAUUAAGAUACACCCGCUGUACGUCAUGUUACCCUGCACCAUCUCUGCCUCGCUGGCUUUCAUGCUGCCCGUAGCCACGCCACCCAACGCCAUUGCCUUCUCAUACGGGAACCUCAGAGUUAUUGACAUGGCUAAGACUGGAUUCAUCCUGAACUUUGUUGGUGUCAUAACCAUCAACAUUGCCAUUAACACGUGGGGUGUGGCCAUGUUCGAUCUGAAUACGUUUCCCUCAUGGGCUAAUGUCACCGAAACUCCGUGAACAUGAGCUCAGGAAAACGGAAACAGGGGAGAAAAAAGAGGGGGAGAUGAACAAUAUCAGAACAGCCCGAUGUGCCCUGAGGCCUGUCCCUGAAGGCUGAUACAGGUUCCUCUCUGCAGCUUUCUGUCUCACAUCCUGACUCACACUGUGGACUGUGUGCUCAGAAACAGUAGGAAACACUGGGGAAUCUUUUUGUUCAUGUUUUGACUGAAGUGAGUUCAGUUCAGUUGGAUAAUUUAUCUUCUGGACAGACAAAAAAACUGAUCAGAAGUUAAUAUAAUUCAUAUCCAAGAUUGACUUUCUGUAUUUUACAUACAAGACAUCAUCUUUAAAAUUCAGUGUUCUUGCCCUAACCCUAACCCUAAAAGGAGAUUGCUGUAAAGAUAUGUAUUGAGGGCAAAUGUUUAUAUUGUGAGUUCAUUGCAUGUGUAAUAAAGUCAUACACUAUCCUAAUAUAAUAAACUUAAGUUAAAAAAUGUAUAAUUUGCAAACAUUUACAUCUUUUUUUUACAGUACUGUCACAAAGUGCUUUACUUGGAGAUAACAUUUUUAAAUCCGAGUUGUACAGGUUCAUACAUAAAUGUUUAAUGGUCUGUAUUUAUAUAGCACUUUUCCACUAUUGAUUACUACAAAACAGAUCAUAUACAUAGGAAAACCAUACAGAGUACAGUAAAAAGCAUUUAACAGAGCUUGGGCAUAUUAAUUACUUUAAGAUCUUUUGAAAAAGAUUUGUCUAUGGUUUCUUUUGAUUAAACACGGGAUGACAUCCCCUUUAAACCAAAUAACCAAAAAACCACCACCUUAAUAACCUGCCAAUACUGCCACCAUGUCUCAGCCAUCCCCCCAUCCCCUAUGAGAGAGAGUGCUCCUGUGCAGAGAAUUUGUGUGUGCAAAUGUGAAAAAAUCCUAUAGUCAAUGCUGUUUCGCAGUUUACUUUUUAAAACUUGAAACUGAAUGGUAUCGAAUAGAACAAGAAGACAGAGCUCUUUGCCUUUCUCUCCCUCUUUCUCUCCCACACAAACACACUGACUGACUUUCUGUCACAGUCAGAUUGAUCAUCAUCAGCACUGGUAGAACUCUAAACCACGUUAAGGGUGGCUAAAACACCCAUAAAGAUUUGACUAUCCUUCGCAGGCAGGCAGGAUUUUUCAUAAACUUGGUAGAUUUUGCCGUGCACUUUCACACACCAAACUUACAUUUCUCUACAUCAGGGGCAUCACAUCCACACCCCAACCCCCUACUGAUCAGCUCCAAAAGUUAAUAAUUGCAAAAAAGAUUUAAAAAUGAACAAAAUUAACAAAUUGCCUCAUAUACAAUUAUUGUCUUUUGAGUGAGGGAAAUCUGCAGCCUUUAUACAGUACUCUAUGUAGGCUGAAGAGUCUUGACGCUACAGAGAACAUAAACGUUGCUAAUACUUCAAUUGGAUAUUUAAAGCAAAUUACUAACACUUUACUGCAUUGAAUUGUGAUCAACUAAACUAUCUUCUGAUGUUUGUCAAUGUCAGAAGAAAAUAUAUAUUUGCCGCUAGAGGUUCAGUGGUACACUGUAGUUUUGGCUGAAACAUUAAAAGUUAAUGAUGGCCUCAAAUCUCAUUGCCUUCCAUAGGAUUAGGACUACAGGGGUCGCGGAUUGAUUUAAAGAGAUCCAAGAGGACGGCAGGCAAAUCCUUUCAAAGGUCAAUGUGGGAGAAAUGUAAAAAUGAUGAUGGGAGGUCACAGAAAUCCAAAACUGACUGAAAACAUUUGAUUGAACUCCUUGGCAGGGGUCUGUAUAUCUGGUAUAUGUGAGGGGAUUUUAAAUUCAUGAAUCUACAGCACACAGAGGUUGAAGGGUUAGCAGCCAUGAAAUCCAAAAACAUUUUGGGUUAAUCUAGUGACCGCUCCUCUGGUUGAGACUGAAAGACAGAAUCACGCAACGUAAAAACCUUAAAACUAUCACUCUCUCUUUUGGUAAAUUGGUUGUCACAGUGAGGGAGGUGGAUGGAAGUGUGUUGGACGUCCGCUAUCAGAGGUAAGACAUCUACGGUUUUACUCUUGACCACUGUAUUUUUCUGUAUUUGUACGUGUCCCACUUGUAAUGUUAUGAUGCAGCAGUACAUUUUCAGCUCUAAACCUCAGGGGGAUGUCAGUACUCUAAUUUAAGGACCUUGUGUAAGAAGUAUUAAGAUUUGAAUUAAUGUGAUGCAUCUGUAAUUAUUGUACUCUCUGGAAUAUUAUUCCACUUGAACUGUACCUAUAUUUCUGAAAGUAUUUUAAACAAGGGACCUGAAUCAAUUGAGUAACUGGGUAUUGUGAAUAUAUCAUACUGAAAACAGUUACAUGGGAUGACAUACCCAGAGACAGGAAAAAGUAAUGAUUCUAUACAGUACUAGUAUACAGUACUUUGAUUGUUUGGUAUGUUGCUGUGAUGAAGCCUGUUAUGAUUUGUUUGUCCUAUGAGGGGAUUAUCUAGACUGUGACCCAAGGUUUAAAAUACUAAAGAUUCUAAUGACAUCCUUUGGUUGUAAAUAAUGCGUUCGUCAAUCAAAAUGUUGCUCUGUGAACACGGCAGCAAUCCCACCGACAGUUAUCGUGACAGUUCUUGAUAAUUGAUCAAAGCAAAAAUCAUUGAUCAGGCAGAAAUGUCAAACAUGAGCUGGUUCCUGCUUUUCAAAUGUGUGUAUUUUCUGCUUGGAAGGUUUCUUAAAAUUCUAUCGAGGUGGCCCUUAGAUGUGAAACCCCAAAACAAAACAAGAGUUGAUAAAUGUAGUAUUUUGUGUUUUUUGUCAUUUUUCAUUUGUGUUUUUUGUUGUAUAGUAGUGUCUAAUGUUGUUAUUUACCACACUUUGGACUGUUGUAUAUCAAAACUACUUUGUGUGUGUCU